Messenger RNA from Platichthys flesus (European flounder), 6094 nucleotides. RefSeq names its product zyg-11 related, cell cycle regulator (gene zer1). Gene Ontology annotation, molecular function: protein binding. Gene Ontology annotation, cellular component: Cul2-RING ubiquitin ligase complex. The record is from RefSeq and is a predicted model, not a curated record. The coding region runs from base 394 to 2748 and encodes 784 amino acids. NCBI's taxonomy places the organism in Eukaryota, Metazoa, Chordata, Actinopteri, Pleuronectiformes, Pleuronectidae. The transcript is spliced from 16 exons.
UUGUUGACAUCGGAUGGAAGCGACCAUCUGAGUGAAGACAGCGGAUCAAAGCUUCUUUUCUCCCGGCCAUCCAGACCCUCCGCCCCGGGGAAGCUGAGGUAGACCCGGCAGCGGAGCAGAGCUCACCCACCGGUGACCGCUGGUUGUAGCUGUUAGCAAAGGAGCUAGCGCUAGCCCCACUAGCUAGCCCCGCUAACAGCAUAGCAGGGAAAGUCAUCGUUAGCCAGCAGCUAAUUGAAGUGAACUGUGCGGACCCCGCUUCGCUAAAUGAAGCUUUAAACAGAGGACCACGCGCGGCUGAGUGUUGCACUCGGUCCGAGCAGUGCUCGCCUCCUGAGGGGACCUGCACUGGCCUGUGUGUGAUCUGAGCUGGAGAAGAAGGGGGGCGCGAACAUGGCAGCCAAAGCAGGAGACAACCCUGAGAGCCUCAUGACUCUGGCGACCGUGUUCUGCCUGAGGAACCUCAGGAAGACCAUGUGCUACCAGGGCUUCAAGAACAAGCUCUGCCUGCGCUCGGACAUCUUCCUGCCCAGUGAGAUCUGUGACAAGCUGGUCAACACAUACAUGGAGCUGGUUCACACGGACAGUAACUUUGAACCAGAGGAGAGCUUCUUCCAGCUCUUCUCAGACCCUCGGAGCACCAGACUGACCAGGGUGCAGCUGAGAGAAGACUUUGUACGGGACAGAGAUCUGGAGGCCAUUAGAAAACAGGACCUGAUUGAGCUCCACCUCACCUACUGCAACAGCCUGUCGUCCCGCAGCCUGAAGACACUGACCUGCUUCCGAGAGACUUUGCUGUCGCUCUGUCUUUUUGGCUGCAGCCACAUCUUCUACAGGAAGGGCGGCGCCCCACUCGCCUGCAACGAAGACUCUGAGGACGAGGAGGAGGAGAGCCCCGCUUCUAGGCAGGCGUUAGAGACGGACUUUAACUUCCAGGGGUUCAACCGUCUGCGAUUGCUCAACCUGGGCGGUCUGCCUGACGAGGUGGAUGCCGAGACGCUGCUCAAACCCCUGAAGUCUCUCACCUCACUAGAUCUGUCUAAUGUACAGUUGCUGGGAACAGCAUUUCUCACCCAGUGGAAAGACAGAUUGGCCUCGCUUGUCCUCUACAACGUGGAUCUGUCGGAGGAGCUGGUCAGCACAGUGGUGGAGCUUGUUAAUCUCAGGCAUUUCGACAUCUCGCGGGAGAGCCGGCGGACCUCUAAGUUCAAGAUGACACGGAAGAUUUUGACAGCGUUCGUCCAGCGUCUGGUCAAUCUGGUGUCGCUGGACAUCUCAGGUCACAUUAUGCAGGACAACUGCACAGUUCCACACUUUGAAGAAGCCAUAGGGCGACCGAGCAUCGAGCCGUGCAAGAGCAGCAUCUAUCCGUUCCAGGAGCUGAAGAGGCCGCUGCAGUUUGUGGGCCUGUAUGACACUACCCUCUGUAACGUCACUCACAUCCCGGCUUAUAAGGUGACUGGAUCAAAGAACGAAGACCAGGUCCUGAAUGCCAUCGAAGCCUACACAGAGUUCCGUCCUGAACUCGCCCACAGAGCCAUCAAUCAGCUGUUUGACAUCGCCAGGAUACAACACUGCAGUCAGCUGCUCCGCGCGUUGCAACUCGUCAUCGCAGCCUUGAAAUGCCAUAAAUAUGAUAAGAGCAUCCAGGUGACGGGCAGCGCCGCCCUGUUCUACCUGACCAACACGGAGUACCGCAGCGACCAGAGUGUGCGGUUACGCCGAGAGGUCAUUCAAGUGGUACUGAAUGGAAUGGAGCAGUAUCAGGAGGUCACCGUCCAGAGGAACUGCUGCUUGACUCUGUGCAACUUCAGCAUCCCUGAGGAGCUGGAGUUCCAGUACAGUCGGGUCAACCAGCUGCUGCUGAAGAUCCUGGAGCCGGCGCGGCAGGACGAGUCCAUCCAGAGAAUCGCUGUGCACCUGUGCAAUGCUCUGGUCUGUCAGGUGGACAACCAUCACAAGGAGGCUGUGGGGAAGAUGGGCUUUGUUAAGACCAUGUUAAAUUUAAUUCAGAAGAAGCUACAAGACAGGACGUGUGACCAGGUGAUGGAGUUUUCCUGGAGCGCUCUGUGGAACAUCACAGACGAGACACCUGACAACUGUCAAAUGUUCCUCAACUGUCGGGGGAUGAGUCUCUUUCUCGAGUGUCUUCAGGAGUUUCCAGACAAGCAGGAGCUUCACCGCAACAUGCUGGGGCUCUUGGGGAAUGUGGCUGAGGUCAGAGCCUUGAGGCCUCAGCUGCUCACCCCACAGUUCAUCACCGUUUUCAGUAACCUUCUGGACAGUAAGGCCGACGGGAUCGAGGUGUCGUAUAAUGCCUGUGGCGUGCUCUCACACAUCAUGUUUGAUGGGCCGGAGGUUUGGUCGAUGGAGGAACCCCUGAGGGACACGGUGAUGGACAAGAUGAUGGACGCCAUUCAGAGCUGGGACGUCAGCUCACGGCGCAACAUCAACUACAGGUCGUUCGAGCCGAUCCUGCGGCUGCUGCCUCAGGGCAUCGCUCCGGUCAGCCAGCACUGGGCCACGUGGGCGCUCUUCAACCUGGUGUCAGUUUACCCGGGCAAGUAUUGUCCUCUGCUUAUUAAAGAAGGAGGAAUCGUUCUUCUGGAGAAAGUUCUGGAACUGGACAGCUCCCAUCCAGAGACCAAGGACAUGGCCAGGAAAGUGAUGGAGCAGUGUGAAACCUUCAAGGACGACCCCAUGGAGACAAACCAGGGACAGGAGGUAAACUUCGGACAAAGAGGUUGACGCCACAGGAGCAAUCAAUGAAAGCAACCUACGGCCCUGCCGACCGCCAUCCUCACGAGGGCCGAUCGUGUGCAUUAUUCUUACUCUUAUCAUUCUUAUUAUUUUCUAGACAGAACUGUCUCUGAGCUGUCACAGCAGUUUGGACAGAACCUUAAUAUUUGACACGUAGGACAGCAGACGUGGUGCAUGGUGUUUUGUUGUGAGGGUGCUUACCUGCUGCACAUGAGCAUCUCCUUUGGGUCUGUGGGGGGUGGGUGACUCUGUUUCCUGUGUGUGUGCGUGUGCGUGUCACAGACUUAGCGACGGACAGAACAGUUGGAGUGAUGCUUGAUCUCGGUGGAAGGAAACAAACUCCCUCCUCAGCUCACUGCCUUCGAGGCCUCGUCGUGUCCUGCGUCUCUCCUCCCAGUUCUCAUGCUCGUCCGCCCAGUUGCGGACACAUGUACAGUGAAUAUUAGCCAUUAUGUGUGUAGACUGCAGAGAAGAGUCACACUGAUGUUUGAUGUGACGGGAGACUUUCCCGACCUCGUGGCACAACGAUGGACUUCUUUGUUAAAUAUGUAAAUAUUCUGUUUGUCUCAUCCUUUUACUGUGCGUAUGUUUUAUAAUAUAACUGUAAACACUCAUGACUUUUCUCUAUAUUUAAAUCUCUAGGUUUGACUAAUGUGUGGUCAGUGAUCAGAAACUAUUAACAGAAAAUUCUGUCAUUCAGGUUUUGUGUAGAAAACCUGGACCCUCUUCGUUCUUAAAGGAUCAUUUAGAUUCAAGCUACAUCCACAAGACCACGUAUUCCUUUUGAAACCCAUCAGUGUCCGAACCACGGCAGAGUUUCCAGCUUCUAAAUCAGAGACUUGUGUAAAAACGCUGCUGGUUGUGUUUUAAUCAGAACUGAAACUGAGACUUAAGUAAACAAUGACAUAGACGUUCUCGUCCUGAUUGGUUCUCAUCAGUCACAUGACUCGACUAGCAGCGGUGGACACAAAUCGUCGCUAACACUUCCUGUCAGUAGCACUUCCUGUCAGUAACACUUCCACACACAAUAGAGUGUCUGAGGUGGUCUAACCAUACAGACGACAUCUUGAAUCUCAAAGCAGCGCCAAUUAUUCUGCCCCUCCUUAACUCACCAGUGCCCCUGGUGGUCAGGUUCUAUGCCAGAUAAUGACAGAGACGAAGUUGAGGGAAACGAUCAUUUAACGACCUCUGAUGACCCCUCGUGUUUCCUGGGGUCAACAUGCUGCUACGUUUCUGCUUCACUGCGAUCAGACACUUUGCUCUUGAAAGCUGAGAGGAGAAGAAUGAAGUGGUGCGUUCACAUCUAUGUUAAAAUAUUUGAAACUGGAAAGAUGUGUUCAAGAAGUCUCAGAAAUUAAAACGUCAAACUCACAGGAACUGAACACUAUCGCAGAUCUCCCCUUGAACUUGUUCUCACUGAACUCGACUCACUUAAAUCUGAGUCGGAGUUUAUUUACUCCAUUUGUGACCUUACAGGCACCGGUAGCUUCGACUCUCAGUGGAACGUUAAAGUAGACGUGUUUUUUUUGUGUUUCUUUCCUCUCGUGUGUUAUAAAGAUUUUUGGUGAAUGUAGAAGUUCUGCAAAGUUUAAAAGCCCAAAGUCUGUGGUAAAGGGAGUUCCUCUCCUGCACAGGAAGCACUGCUGCUCCUGAAACACCUCGUUAGUACCGACUGAUUCUUCCUCAUCAUCGUGAUGUCACGAUGCCCCACAUCUGCAUAACCCCCACCUGGCGUCUAGCCUCCCGAAGCUCCUCGUCAGUCGUCUGGACGAUAGUUAAAAACAACCGACACGGUUUCCCUAACAAAGUCAGGUAGUGACAGCUGACCAAUCAGAGCAGACUUUAUCAGGAGGAGGGUCUUAAAGAGACAGGAGCUAAAACCAAGUGUCCGAGGAAAGAAAUGUUUCUUGAUCAUUAAUGAAAACAUUUUACAGUCAUAACACUAAUUAAAAUCAUCAACCUGAAGAUGAACAUUUCUCCUUUAACUAUAUCAACAGAAUAGGAAUCUACGUGGGCAGGUUCUGGUCUCAUUUAUCAUUUGCGAUGGUUGAACGGAUAAAGGAAAAUUGAAUCUGUUUAUUGUAAUGAAUUUUUCUUGUGUUGGCUUGGGCAACAAGUGACUAUUUCCAUUAUUCAUCCAUUUUAUAUUUAUAUUUUACAAAUAAUGGUAAGCUGUGAACAGUUCCUAAGUUUGAGGUCCGAGCUGUUUCUUCGUUCCAGUUUGACUCCGGCCCCCCAGCGCAGCGAUGCUGCUGGUGUGACUGGGACGGCGAGGCGAAGCUGGAGCUGAAGGAACACACAUGCAAUGAUGGUUAUUUUCUCCUGCAGCUGGUUGAGUUGAAUCAGAUCUGACAUAUUAAACAGUGGUUUCUAAUAACACCACACUGGCUCCAGUGUGUCGCUCAGUGACUUUAAAUAAAGAUGGACGACGCAUUGCCACUUCCUCCCCACUGUACAAGCCAACUAUCAUUAAAUAACUGAUUCAAACCAAACUCAUCAGAAACACCUGAACAAACAUCUGUGAGAUAAGAACGACCUGAAAUGACAGAAACAUCUUUCGUCUACUUUGAUUCUUUAGUUAGAUCCAUUGCCCGUCUGCUAACAUGGAGGUUAAUAAUGUAAAGUGCAGUCAGCCACCAGGGGGAUGGAGAUGGUUUGGCUUCACAGUUAGAGUCGUCCAUCUUUAUUGACGCACAGCUCCAGCCUAUUUACAGUUUGUCGAUGCUGAACAGAUUUUUUAUUUUACUUUUCAGAUCGCUCACAUUUGGUUUUAUUCACUGAGCUGAUUUCCUUGUCACGUACAGUUUGUUGGAAUCUGAUCGGUACAGUCGUGUUUUGUUUCUAUUUUCACUCUCGUUCAUGUCAACAUAAGCUUGAUCAGAGACUCAAUGUUUCUGUCGGGAAUUCAAUUGAGGUCAAAUCUAAAUCUGAGUCGGUUAGUGACACAGUGUUUGAUCUAAGGUGCUUGAGGUGGAAAGUGGAUUUAUCUUCAGCCUCCAUCACUCAUCUGACUUCUUAGUUGUCAUGAAUGCUUCCCAUGCAGAAACACAUUGUGAUGGCAGGUAGCUACUGUGGGUUGUUGACUGUCCCUGAUUAUUUAUAAAGAUGUAUGUGCUGAAAUUUAAAAAAGAAAUAAUGAGAAACUGCUGUGUCACAAACUGAUUUCACGUUUCUGAAGUGUGAUGACACUCUGUCAUUGGUUUCUUUUGUAAUUGUAAUCCAAAUCUGAGUGAGGGACAUUUGAUCCGAACUGUGUGGAGUUUUUCCUGAUGUGAAUAUUACCAGGCCGUUGGUGUAAAGGAAAGAGUAAGCAAUAAAGAUGGAGUGGGAAAGA